Hyaena hyaena (striped hyena) is the source of this 948-nucleotide messenger RNA. Its product is annotated as olfactory receptor 56A3-like. Gene Ontology annotation, cellular component: membrane. The coding region runs from base 1 to 948 and encodes 315 amino acids. The record is from RefSeq and is a predicted model, not a curated record. The transcript has a single exon. Gene Ontology annotation, molecular function: olfactory receptor activity; G protein-coupled receptor activity. Lineage: Eukaryota; Metazoa; Chordata; Mammalia; Carnivora; Hyaenidae. Gene Ontology annotation, biological process: G protein-coupled receptor signaling pathway.
AUGACAGCACACCAAAAUGGCACCAUCUCCUCUGAGGUUUCAGUCUUCCUCCUGAAUUGCUUUGUAAGGUCCCACACCUGGCAGCUCUGGUUGUCCCUGCCACUCAGCCUCCUCCUCUUCCUGGCUAUGGGGGCCAAUAGUGUUCUCCUGAUCACCAUCUGGCUGGAAGCCUCUCUACAUGAGCCCAUGUACUACCUACUCAGCAUUCUCUCUUUGCUGGAUGUUGUGCUCUGUCUCACUGUCAUUCCCAAGGUCCUGGCCAUCAUCUGGUUUGACCUCAAGGCCAUCAACUUCUAUGCCUGCUUCCUCCAGAUGUUCAUCAUGAAUGGUUUCUUUGCCAUGGAGUCCUGCACAUUCAUGAUCAUGGCCUAUGACCGCUAUGUAGCCAUCUGUCACCCACUGAGGUACCCAUCCAUCAUCACUGACCAAUUUGUAGCCAAGGCUGCCAUCUUUAUUUUGGCCAGGAGUAGUAUUGUUACAAUGCCUAUCCCCAUUCUGUCAUCUCGGCUCCAUUACUGUGGGAGAAAUGUCAUUGAGAACUGCAUCUGCACUAAUAUGGCUGUCUCCAGGCUCUCCUGUGAUGAUGUUACCAUCAAUCGCCUUUACCAGUUUGGUAUCGGAUGGACUGUGCUAGGAUCUGACCUCAUCCUCAUCUUUCUCUCCUACAUCUUCAUACUGCGAGCUGUGCUGAGAAUCAAGGCUGAGGGUGCUGUGGCCAAGGCCCUGAGCACAUGUGGUUCCCACUUCAUCCUUAUCCUCUUCUUUAGCACCAUCCUUGUGGUCUUUGUGCUCACUCUUAUGGUGAAGAAGAAGGUUCCCUCUGAUGUGCCAGUCUUGCUCAAUAUCCUCCACCAUGUCAUCUUCUCAGCUGUCAACCCUAUUGUGUAUGGAGUGAGAACUCAGGAGAUCAAGCAAGGAAUCCAGAGAUUACUAAAGAAAGGGUGGUAA